AUGAACAUAAUCCAAGAUCCAGGAUGUGAUGGUUCUGUGUUGCUUGACGGUUCCGCGAGCGGACCAAGCGAGAAGGAUGCACCACCCAACUUAUCCUUGCGAGCACAAGCAUUCGUGAUCAUAGAAAAUCUUCGUAGACUCGUCCACAAUGCUUGCAACCGCAUAGUCUCUUGUUCGGAUCUGACUGCCCUUGCUGCUCGUGAUGCGGUAUUUUUGUCAGGUGGUCCCAACUAUAGCAUACCGUUGGGCAGACGUGACGGAACUACCUUUGCCACUAGAAAUGUUACUCUAGCCAACCUUCCACCACCCACGGCCAACACGACCACAAUAUUAAAUUCCCUUUCCACGAAAGGGUUCACUCCCACUGAUGUUGUGGCCCUAUCCGGUGGCCACACCAUCGGGAUAGCCCACUGCACCUCUUUCACCCCUCGGCUCUUCCCAACACGAGAUCCAACAAUGGACCAAACCUUUUUCAAUAAUCUAAGAUUAACAUGCCCAACAAAUGUAACCGACAACACCACUUUCAUGGACAUUCGGUCCCCAAAUGUGUUCGAUAAUAGGUAUUACGUUGACCUCAUGAAUCGUCAAGGGCUUUUCACAUCAGACCAAGACUUGUAUACGGAUAGCAGGACUCGAGGCAUCGUCACAAACUAUGCGAUCAACCAAACCUUGUUUUUCCGUGACUUUGUGAAUGCAAUGAUAAAGAUGGGACAAUUAAGUGUAUUGACAGGCACACAAGGGCAAAUUCGUACAAAUUGCUCACGUGUAAACUCAAACAACCUGUUUAUAUUGUCGGGCAUGGAAAACAAUGAGGACGAGAAGUUGGCAUCAUAUUAGGAGUGAUUUUGUGUUUACAAAUCUAUGUCCAAAUAAAAUGCAAUAUCACUUGCAAUAAUGUGGUUUUAUAGUGUUUGUAUACAUAUAAUGUUGUAACAUAUACUACGAUUGUGAUAAUUACCUUAUCUAUAAACAAUGUAUUACGUGUUUUUUUAGGGGUGUGAGUCAAUGACAC
Molecule: messenger RNA, 1012 nt
Organism: Lactuca virosa
Lineage: Eukaryota; Viridiplantae; Streptophyta; Magnoliopsida; Asterales; Asteraceae
Source: the annotation of a GenBank genome assembly